Messenger RNA from Sinocyclocheilus anshuiensis, 399 nucleotides. Its product is annotated as arginase-1-like. The record is from RefSeq and is a predicted model, not a curated record. The annotation marks the transcript as partial. Gene Ontology annotation, cellular component: cytoplasm; cytosol; nucleus. The transcript has 3 exons. Gene Ontology annotation, molecular function: manganese ion binding; arginase activity. Lineage: Eukaryota; Metazoa; Chordata; Actinopteri; Cypriniformes; Cyprinidae.
AUUCCCAUAAUUCCACAUUUUUCAUGGUUAAAACCUUGUGUAGCAGCUAAGGACAUUGUCUACAUUGGGCUCAGAGAUGUGGACCCGGGAGAACAUUAUAUCCUGAAGUACCUUGGAAUCAAAGCCUUCUCCAUGACAGAAGUUGAUCGGCUUGGAAUAGCAAAAGUCAUGGAGCAGACAUGCGAUCACAUGUUUUCAAAGGUGAAAAAACCCAUCCACCUCAGUUUUGACAUUGAUGCACUGGACCCAUCAGUGUCACCUGCAACAGGCACACCUGUAGCGGGAGGUCUGACCUACAGAGAGGGGAUCUACAUCACUGAACACAUCUGUCAGACAGGUGAGAACAUCAGGAUAUGUAGAUCUGUAAUUGGAAAGAGAUUUCUAAAACUUCCAGGCUAA